Messenger RNA from Rotaria socialis, 546 nucleotides. Lineage: Eukaryota; Metazoa; Rotifera; Eurotatoria; Philodinida; Philodinidae. The record is from the annotation of a GenBank genome assembly.
AUGUUGAAUAUAUUUAUUAAAAAACGUUUUUUUCAUCUACGAUGUCUAUCGACAGGUGAAUUAACACGAAAUCUAGCAAUUAAUAAACCAAUUGAAUGGAAUCAUUUAAUAAAAUGGCUGGACGAUGGACAAAAAUAUCCUCUGUGGCGUGAUACACAUAAUACUCAACGUUAUUUUGAACAUCAAAAAUUAAUUUCGAAAGAAUAUAAAUCAAUCAAUGAUUUUAUCCGUAUACAUUAUCUUAAAUGGGAUGUAGAUAUUGAUAGAGCUACUAAAAAAUGUGUUGCUAUUCCAAGUGAAAAUUCAAUUAAAGAACCACUCGUAACACCAAAUGCUUUUCCAUAUUAUCUUGUUGAUGGCAUUCAACAUUGGCUUAUUUGGUGUGAUCCAAUGCCAAAAGAACCAGAGAAAAUUAUUGAACACGUUAUGAAUAGAGAAUUUCAUUCUGAAAAAUUUGAAAGAUUUUUUUUCAUUAAUCCACAACGUUUAAGAUCUAUUUCGGGUGUCUUUCAUGCACAUGUAUUUACAAGAGAAAUAAAAAAAUGA